UCACGGCCACUCCCACGGAGGACACGGUCACUCGCACAGCUCAGGAGGUGGAGGAAUGAACGCCAACAUGAGAGGCGUUUUCCUUCAUGUUCUCGCCGACACGUUGGGCAGUGUCGGCGUCAUCAUCUCCACCAUCCUCAUCCGACAGUUCGGUUGGCUAAUCGCUGACCCAAUUUGUUCGCUCUUUAUUGCUACGCUCAUUUUUCUGAGUGUCAUCCCUCUGCUGAAGGAAGCCUGUGAGGUUCUCCUUCUACGGCUACCUCCAGAGCAUGAGAAGGACCUGAACCAGGCUUUGGAGAAGGUAAGAUGUUAGAUAUAGAGAGGAUAAAUAAAAUUGAUGCUAAGGUUACGUAAAAAAAAGAACUUUGGUACUCUACCUCCAGGAGAAAGUGCCAUCCUUGAGGUGUCAAGGAUGGCACUUUCUCCUGGAG
Molecule: messenger RNA, 431 nt
Organism: Cynoglossus semilaevis (tongue sole)
Lineage: Eukaryota; Metazoa; Chordata; Actinopteri; Pleuronectiformes; Cynoglossidae
Product: zinc transporter 5-like
Exons: 2
Coding region: 56-313 (85 amino acids)
Biological process (GO): zinc ion import into Golgi lumen; intracellular zinc ion homeostasis
Cellular component (GO): Golgi apparatus; membrane; cytoplasmic vesicle
Molecular function (GO): zinc ion transmembrane transporter activity
Source: RefSeq, a predicted model, not a curated record